This is a messenger RNA of Chenopodium quinoa (quinoa), 2586 nucleotides long. RefSeq lists its product as uncharacterized. The coding region runs from base 296 to 1888 and encodes 530 amino acids. The record is from RefSeq and is a predicted model, not a curated record. Lineage: Eukaryota; Viridiplantae; Streptophyta; Magnoliopsida; Caryophyllales; Amaranthaceae. The transcript is spliced from 8 exons.
AGAUAAAUUUAUUUAUACGUUAUCGAGUGCAUAAAAAUCUCAUGAAUCGACAAUCCUCAUACUUUCUGGUAAAAAAUCAACUCCAUUUUCGGAAAGCCCAACAAACAAAAAUUGAGAGACGUGCAAGCAACUAAGCAAGCAUACAACAAAACUUUUGCUCACAACUGAAAAACUAACCUUCAAUUUUACCCAAAUCCAGAAAAAUAAAAAUAACUUCUUACAAAUCAAAACAUUUCAAACAAAUUAAACCAACAAACCAACCAACCAAGACACCAUAUUCUAUUCUCCCACAAUUAUGCCUCCAUCAACACCUCCGUCAUCCCCUCUUCCUCCCAUCAUCCCCGAUCCUUCCGACACCGCUUCCUCCGAGCAUCGCCUUCACGAGGCGGAGGAGCGCCUCAAGGAAGCCAUCCAAGAGCUCCAGCGUCGCCAGCUUAGUCGUGCCGCUACGGCUGCAGCGCGUAGACCUCACUGCCCUCCCUGCGAUCACCCUGAUGACUCCUGUGUUGCUCACGCCAUUGGUAAUCUCUGUCAGAGCUUCCUCCUCUCUUAUGGCGUUCGUGUCGGUAUUGGCAUUCUUUUGCGCGCCUUUAAGCUUGCUCGUGGUCAUUCUUACUCUUCCCUCCUUGAUCUUAAGCAACUUGUCUCAGAAAAGGAUCUGAUUGUUAGAGAGGAAGCUUGUCGUGUUGGGUUGGUUUUUGGUGGUUUAACUGGAUCCUAUCAUGCCCUGAGAUGUAUACUGAGGAAGUUGAGAAGAAAAGAAACUCCUUUCAAUGCAAUCUUAGCAGGCUCUAUUGCAGGCUUGUCAAUCUUAGCAUUAGAUGAUCCCAACCAAAGGCGUACUCUAGCUCUGUAUCUUUUGGCCAGGCUGGCUCAGUGUACUUACAACUCUGCUAAAUCCAAGAACAAAUUUCAUCUAUGGGGAAGCCACUGGAGACAUGGUGAUUCUUUACUUUUUGCUUUAUCUUCUGCGCAGGUCAUGUAUUCAUUCAUAAUGCAUCCUGAGAGCUUACCAAAAUCCUAUCAAGAUUUUAUUCAGAAAACAGGGCCAGUGGCAAAACCUGUAUACAAGGCUGUCCGGGACUGUUGUAGAGGAAGUGCGGUGGAUGUGGCCUCAUUGUCAAAAUACUUGUCAAGUAGAGGGGUCCAAAAUUCAGUGUCUCUGGAAGAGUUCCCUUCCAUAAUUCCCUGUUCCAUCAUUCAUCCAAAUACCCAGUCAUGUUUAGCUCAUGAUAUGAAAGCAGCAACAACUACUUUUAAAAAAACCUUUCCUCUCUAUUUCUCGCUGACCUUUGUACCUUAUGUGGUUCUGCAUCUACAAAAGUUCUUGGAAACACCAGCUCAAACUUGUUGGCGUGCUUCAAAAGAGGCUGUUCGCUCAACUACAUUCUUGUCAGCAUUUGUUGGGAUCUUUCAGGCGUUCAUUUGUUUGCAUAGAAAAGUGGCGUCACAAGACCACAAACUUGUAUAUUGGCUCUCAGGUGGACUUGCUGCCCUUUCUGUGCUGUUUGAAAGAAAAAGCAGGCGGAGUGAACUUGCCUUGUAUGUUCUUCCGCGUGCUGGAGAUUCUUUAUGGUACAUAUUGGUUAAUCGCCAUUUACUUCCAAAUAUUAAGAAUGCUGAGGUGGCUUUAUUUUGUGCUUGUAUGGGCGGGAUCAUGUAUUAUUUAGAGCAUGAGCCGGACACGAUGGCUCCAUUUUUGCGGGGCAUAUUACGCCGCUUCCUGGCAAGCCGAAUUAGUAAUCCUAGUCCUCCACCAAAUCGUAAUGCUUCAUAUGCAUAUUUACAGGCUUUUGAGGCCAUGGAAAAGCCAAAUAUGCAGGAGAAAGAAGCAGCUGCAGAGACGGCUUCUGCCAAGUAUAAUCUUGAGGCUAUCUCAGGGCUCUGAGAACUUAAAGAUAAUAACCUAGCUGUUGAUCCUUUGAUUUUUGAACAUAUUAUUUAAGCCAUCUGUGCUACUAUGAUGUAAGGUCUGAUGCUUGAGUUAGUAUUCCAGCAUCUCGUUGAUUAGCUAGCUAUUUAGAGUUAUCUCUUCCACUUUUUCUAAUUCUUCUAACCAUAGUACAGUUAACGGUCCAAAAGUGGAAGGGGUUUCAUGUGCAUGAACGAUGACAUCGGGGAAUGAUCUAUGUUGAUUCUUAUGAUAGGUUAUUUUUUUCCAAUGCAACCCGCUCUAUAGCAAUUAGAGUUGGCGAAUGUAUUGUGUUGUGUCUUGCUCAUAUUUGUAUUUAAAGAUAAACAAGUUGAGUUUCCUAAGCGCUAACUUAUGAGUGCCGUGUCGUUUUGUGUUGAUCCGUUUAGUUAAAUGUGUUGAAAACCCUCACAUGUUUUUCGUGGUUAGUCCGUGUUGUAUUGUAUUAUGUUAAAAAAGUCGGUCUUGUUUAAAAGAGUUAUCACCAAUUCAAUAAAUUAUUGGUUUUAUAUUCCUAGAUAGGUUGAGUCGUAUUUGUGAAAUGUUGGAAAAGUGGGUCAGUUUGUAAAAUGGGUCAAUGCAUUGUAAUGUAAUAGUAUAUAAGUUCAAUUUUUGAUUUUUCUUAUACCGUAUCUAAGAUAUGCAAUUAAAUUGUGGUUUCCUUUUCGCUCUUA